Molecule: messenger RNA, 1194 nt
Organism: Penicillium expansum
Lineage: Eukaryota; Fungi; Ascomycota; Eurotiomycetes; Eurotiales; Aspergillaceae
Product: cytochrome P450
Exons: 7
Coding region: 1-1194 (397 amino acids)
Molecular function (GO): heme binding; iron ion binding; oxidoreductase activity, acting on paired donors, with incorporation or reduction of molecular oxygen
Source: RefSeq, a predicted model, not a curated record
AUGUUUACUGACAUGUCGGGCUGGCAAUUUGUUCUUGGGGCGCUCAGAAACCCGGACCACACAGCGGAGGUCGGUCGUUUCCUGUUGAGAGUAUUGGAUGAGCCAGACAAGCUCCAUCAGCAUAUACGGAAAGAUGCUGGAGCUAUCGUCUUGAAAAUAGGCUACGGGUAUACUAUUGAGCCCCAUGCUCGGGAUCCUCUUGUGGAUCUGGCCGACAAGGCGAUGGAGGACUUUUCAUAUGCCUUGCUUCCAGCAACGUGGGCGGUGGAGUUUAUUCCAAUUAUGAGAUAUCUCCCGACCUGGUUUCCUGGAGCACGAUUCGUGAAGAUCGCUCAAAACUACAACUUGAGAGCAAAGUCGUUUAGUGAUGUUCCGUACGCAUUUACCAAGCAGCAGAUAAGUAAUGGCCGCUUUGUUCCAUCUUUCUUGUCCAAUCUUCUUCAAAACAAUCCUGUGGAGCCUGGGACCGAAGAGGAAGAGAUCAUCAAGUGGUCAGCCGGGUCUUUGUACGCCGGAGGCGCAGAUACAACUGUCUCCUCUAUUGCGAGUUUCUUCCUCGCAAUGGCCCUUUUUCCAGAGGCGCAACGCAAGGCUCAGGAGGAACUCGACACAGUGCUUGGGGGCAAUCAAUUACCCCAGUUCCGAGAUCGAGAGAACCUUCCAUAUAUGGAUGCACUAGUCAAGGAAGUUCUCCGAUGGCAUCCGGUUGUACCCAUGAGUGUCGCACACACGUCGAACCAGGACGAUACUUGCGAGGGGUACUUCAUUCCCAAGGGAUCGUCUGUUCUUGCAAACAUAUGGGGAUUUACACACGAUCCAACUGUCUAUCAUGACCCAAUGACCUUUAAACCGGAGCGCUUUUUAAUCUCCCCCGAGGGCAAACUCCCAGAGCGCGAUCCUCACAUGCUUGUGUUCGGGUUUGGCCGUCGAGCCUGUCCUGGGCGGACUCUGGCAGACGCGAAUGUCUUUCUCACUGUUGCUCAGGCUCUGUCUGUCUUCAGUAUCUCGAAACCGAUAGAACACGGGGUCACCCAGGAUAUCCCUCUAAAGUUUCUCCCCGGAGUCAUUAGCCAUCCGGCUCCGUUCAAGGUUUCAAUCCAGCCGCGAAGUGCGGUACAUGAACAACUCAUCCGAGAGCUCGAACAGCAUUAUCCUUGGGAGAAGAGUGAUGCUGAAUUUAUCCCGAGUGUGUAG